Alosa sapidissima (American shad) is the source of this 3336-nucleotide messenger RNA. RefSeq names its product tether containing UBX domain for GLUT4-like. Lineage: Eukaryota; Metazoa; Chordata; Actinopteri; Clupeiformes; Clupeidae. The transcript is spliced from 12 exons. The record is from RefSeq and is a predicted model, not a curated record. The coding region runs from base 132 to 1355 and encodes 407 amino acids.
CCAAAACCGAGUCAUUCUGUGAUGAGUCAGAAGCUUUUAAGGACGCCGUGAAUGACCAGGAUAGUACCAACAGGAUUACAGUCACAGCAUUAACGUCUGCCUGGUCUGGACUGUUCCAUGUUCAGUAAAUAAUGGGACCUAAGAAAGGCCGCCGUAACCUGAAACGACCUAAGACAGCAGAAGUAGCAAAGAGACCCAAUGGACCUGCAGACUCCCUGGACAACCCCGAGGGUGCACCCACAGAGGCCCAGUCCAGCAUCAGUGGCACGACUGGUUCCAAUGAGCCCUUCCCUGGAGCAGGACACAGGCUUGGAGAGGGACGUGGACACUCCCAGAGCCUCCCAGUGCACAGAUGGAGAUACAGUGUGAGGCCAGCUGCUAGCUAUCUCCUGUUCCCUCAGACUCAGAUCAAAUGGCCCCGCAUCAGUGAGGGCACACAGGUGUUAAAUAAUGUAAAUCAAGUGGAAUCUAGUGCUGAAAAGACAGAAUUUUUGGAGCCAGUGGACCGGAAGCCGCUGGUUUAUCACAUGGACGCCAGAGGUGAACAGAACACAGAUGCUGGUGAGGAGGACCUCCCUGAGGACUUCUUUCAGGUGACAGCAGAGGACAUCAAGAAACGUUACGCUCAACUCCAGACAGACAGGAGAGCGUUGGAUGAGGCCCCCCUGCUCACCUCAGCACUGAGAGAGGAUAACGUGAUCAAGCAGAUGCAGCGCUACCCAAAGGUGGUUAUCAGAGUAUGCUUUCCUGACAGACAUGUUUUGCAGGGACUCUUCCGUCCAUUGGAGACAGUUGGCAACUUGAAGCAAUUUGUGAGGAAUCAUCUUGUUGACCCUCAGAUCCAGUUUAGCCUCUGCGGCGCUCCGGGCACCCUGAGGAUGGACGACCCCGGCGCUACGCUCUAUGAGGCAAAUCUGUUCCCAACCGCUCUGCUCUACUUCUCCUCUGGUUCACAAUCAGGUGGGAAAAACCUCCAUAUCCAACAUUGUGGACAAAGAGGGCUCACAUUCUCCCCUGUUCAUUUCACACUGUUUCACGGUAGUUUCCUACAUCCAUGCCAUUUGAGUUCCACGGUCUCAGUUGCAGAGGCAAAUGCGGCUACAAAAAGCUGCGAGCCGAGGUCACACACCUCAUCACACACCUCACUUGUUCCGGAAGGGUCUUUUCCGCUCCCCGCGGCCCCGGAGGCGUCGACCAAUCAGCAGAGGCCAGCGGCAGACAGCUGGAGGCCUCAGAAGAUCUCGUCUCGCCCCACACGCCAGUGCUCUGACCCCCCUACCGGGAUGCGCCCCAGGCCAGUGGGCACAGCGGACCGGCGCAUACCCAAGUGGCUCAAGCUGCCAGGAAAAAAAUGAAGAUUUGUUCUUGAGAAAAGUGGCUUUCUCUGUAGGAGUGGAACACUUUCAUCUUCAGAAAUUCAAAUGAGCUUUGUUCUUUCUACCACUCACACUUCUCCCCUUUCAACUGAUUGGAAGGAUUUGGAGUCUAUAAAUUAGCCAUACAACUUGUCUCAAAACAGUCAUAAUGGGUAACACAUUGUUGUUGUUUUUUUAUAUAAUUGUAAGUCAGUGGAUGACCCCUAAGAUUACCUACUUCUUAAUGUGUAAUUUAUUCUAAUGUAGCAAGUAAACACUCAACAGAUAUAACUUCCAAACCACUUCAUUAAUGAGGCUGAAAAUGAAAUCUCUUCACACAACUGAACCUGCUAUGUGAAUUAGCCAAAUGACACAUACUAAAAGGCAAUGGUCACAGAAGGAUAGUUCUGACCUGAAUUUGACCUGAAAAUCAACAAAAAUCAGUUUUUGACAGGGGUAUUGUUUUUGUUUUCUUCAUUUUGCAUAGUAAGUUAAUUAUACAGUUUUUAUAGUUACAGUUUUCAUUUUAGAUCUGUCAAUAGUUCAGUGUAGGAACCUAUAGGAUUUUUUUUGUUCUGGAUCUUUGACGGCUCAGGAGAGCUAAAUGUGAAUUAUUGCUUCAGUGACUUGUCAAUUUCAUCAGUUAUUUCUCUUAAACUCUCAGAGAAUAAAUAAUUUAAGAGAGAAAUGAGAUAAGGCACUUGGUUGUGACAUUUUGCUAUAACUGCCAGGAAAAAAAAAACAGUUUUCAUGUCAUAGGCAGGUUAAAUGCACUUUAUUGUGACUAUAUUUGCCUCAUCCACAAACACCAAGGUUGUCUUGAGAGCAAACAAAGGAUUGAAAUGCAGGUCUGAACAUUUCUGAGAAUGAUUUAUAACCCCUUUGAGAUGUCACUCUAGGGUGAAAUUUAGUACACCGAGUAUAGUCCUAAAUCUCACUUAAAAUUGUAUUGGAGAGAUGAAGGAGAUAAGAUUUCUUCUUAGAUUUUCUUUUCUUAUUCUGGGAAUUCCCUCAAGUCAUUUAGCUUUUUAAGGUGUUUGUGCAUUUACUUGGGUUCAGCACAUUAGAAAUAAGCAUAAAUAUAAACAAGUAUCUGCGGUACAACAAAGUCAAUAAUUACAGUCAACGACAGAGAACCAGUUUCAUUUUGACCACUGUAGUGAAUAACAAAAAGCACAUGUAGCCUACAUGCCAUGCUAUGCCAUGGGUUUUAAAACCAGACAUGUGCAUUUUUUCUUUGAUCAUAAGCAGACAACAAAGUGUCAUACAUAAUUCCCACAGUCCUUUGAAAGACAGAAGGAUGCACAGAUCAAGGUUCAUCGAGGCUUUGGUAAAUGCAAACAUAGGCGACAGGUGUCAAAAUCAGUUACUGAGGAACUUGCACACGCUUCACUACAAUUUCUAUGAUUAGAACCUUUUCUGUUCCGUUGUUUCACACCAGCACACUCAAACACACACUCACUCACUCUCUCACACACUCAUACACACACCCAAUGGCAGCUGCCGCCAUCAGUGACUUAUGAGCACGUCUGUCCAAAACAAGCUGGCGGAUUGGAACUGGAUCAGUCUGCAUCUUGAAGGGGAACACUCUGUGCAGCGAGAUUGCUCCAGACCGUCUGGGCUGCCUGUCGACACCCCCCUUCUUUAAUGUCGGAUCAAGAGGAGCUCAAAGCCAUUACUCUCCCCACUCCGUGCCUAACCGCUUUCACAUGUCUCAUAUCCACCCCUUCACAUGUCACUUGUUCCACUGAGAGACACGGGGAGCAGUGGCCUCGCCUCAGAUUGCCUCCUCCACGGCCUGGUGACAAUGUCUUUGCAAACUAUGACAAGCAAUAAAGCGGACUGAAACGGAACCAGUCUGGGCCUGCUCUGAAAUCCAGCACGAGCAAUAAUUAAAGAGGAUGUUUGCUUUCAUUAUUAGGGAAAUUCUUUAAACCACAUUAUAUUAAGGAAAAAAAAUAAAAACAAAGCCAGUCUGUUA